Molecule: messenger RNA, 2031 nt
Organism: Chara braunii
Lineage: Eukaryota; Viridiplantae; Streptophyta; Charophyceae; Charales; Characeae
Source: the annotation of a GenBank genome assembly
CCUUUCGUGGAGGCGGUGGCCUUCUUCAACCAGGGAGUCGUGCGAUGGACUCCAAUCGGCGGACAGUGGGAGGCGAGGGUGCUUUCGGCGGUGGUCGUCACAUGCAGGACGGGCAUUUGCACACACGGCCUCUGUAUAGCGGCCCAGCGACAAUGAGCAUGCCCCUUUUCAAUGGUGGUCGCCAAUGUGCUUCGCCGGCUGGACGUGCGUGUUUCCGUGCAACGGCGCCCAUGCAGUCGUCCGCGUUCCAUGGAGCAUACGACGGGCAGUUCAGUGAGCACAUGCACGUCGGUCCAGUGCAUGGAGGUCCGCCGGCGUGGGUGUUGCACCAGGUGGACUCGUAUGGUGUUGGUGACCAUGUUGUGCACGGACAUCAGCCUUCCGACGUGUAUGGAGGAAUGUCGUGUGCACAAGGUCCGACCGGCGGUGCAGGUUUCGGCAUGGCGUCACUGUCCGUACAGUCCAUGGGCAUGGGUGGCAGGCCAUGGUCUCCACAAUGUGGGCAGAGCCCGGGGCGAUUGUUCGGGGCAAGGGUUUCCCCGUCUCCAGCAGUUGGUGAUGAUGGAGAGAGUGACGAUGACGGCGUUGCGGAGCAAGGAAGUGUCGAUCCCGUUCGCGAUCAAAGCGAUGUGCUCAACAGUGGUGGAGCGGGCAAGGCGGGUAACGGACGGCCUGCGAACGCUCGUCCGCCGGCUCCGAAGAAACAGAACGUACCAUGGACGUUGGAUGAGCGGAUAAAGCUCGCGAUGUUGAUGGGUGAGGAUGAUGCCCUCAUGGCAGAUGCCCGUGGGCAACACCGUUUCAAGCAAAGGAAGGAGCGGUAUGUUUGGGUGAACGAUAGGAUGAAGGAGGCCGGGUUCAAACAUAGGAGCGUUGAGGACUGCAGGAAGAAAUGGUCGAACAUGAUGCAGACGGCGAAGCUCAUCUGGCAAUUAGAUCAGUCGUCGACGAAGUGCAACAAAACAUUGGCUUCGGAGAACCUAAUGGGGGGGGGGGGAAGCGCAUCGACGAGUGGUAGAUCGGAGGAGAGGUGUGCUGACGAGUCGGACAGUGCUGCAAAGAUCCGGCGAACGGAGAAGGGGAAGGCGAGGAGGGAGGAGGCGAGUACCAUUGCCACGCCGUUGAGCAGGGCCAUGGAGGAUUCCACUCGGUCUUACUGCGAUGGCCUCGACAAAGCGGCCAGUAGCCUGGCAAAAGCCACCGCAGACGUCGGCUCUGCAAUUGCCAGUCGGAUAGAAGACGUGGCCGAAGUGAUGCGCGGUGGUAACAGUGUCCUCGAGUUGCUGGUGGGGGUUCUCGCACGCCGGGGGUCGGACGGAGGGGGUGCAGUGGGGGGUGGGCGGGAAACGGACCCGUCAUUACGAUACGAUGAUGAUGAUGAUGAUGAUGAUGAUGAUGAUGAUGAUGAUGAUGAUGAUGAUGACGACGAUGAUGACGAUGAUGACGAUGAUGACGAUGAUGACGAUGAUGGUGAUGAUGAUGACGAUGAUGACGACGAUGACGAUUGCGACAACGAUGAUUGUCAUGAGGACACAGUUGAUGGUGACAUAGGUCAUGAUGACGAUGGCGAUGACGAUGAUGAUGAUGAUGACGAUGAUGAUGAUGUUGAUGAUGAUGAUGAUGAUGAUGAUGGUGAUGAUGAUGAUGAUGAUGAUGACGAUGAUGAUGAUGAUGAUGAUGACGAUGAUGAUGAUGAUAAUGGUGAGGAUGAUGAUGUCGUCCACGCGGGUGUGAUCGUUGUUGCAUAAAAUUGUUUUUUAUUUGAACAGCAUUGUUUUUCAAUCGAACAACAGUGUCUUGCAAUUUAUUAUUUUCGUUUUGCAAUUAAACAACAACGUUUUGCAAGGGAGAGAGAGAGAGGUUAGAUAGGGCAGGGCGACAGGAUUCACGAGCAAGGAGAAGAAGGGAAUUUCAAUGAUGGAUGAAAAAAAAAAAAAAAAAAAAAAAAAACAUUCUCAUCGAAGAACUUAAGGGAACAAAAAUGUAUGCGGGUCAUUUUUAAAACACUUGAAACAAACGUCUCCGGGGAGC